GGGCCAAUCAUAGCGCUGAAAACUACCACGCGUCCAAUGUGCGCUUACAUCUCCGGUGGUAGGCGGAGCCACGGCAGAAGGUGCGGCGAGGUGGUCGAACAGCUAUUCGUGGAUGUCAACGAGAAAAAAAAUAUUUAACUUUGAUAUUUCCACUUAAAUCAUCCGCUGAAAAUCUACGAAGACGUGUUACAAGGAUCCAGAAGAGAACCGACACAGCUAAGUGAACGUUUAGGUUAAGUUAGGACGCUGAAUUUGACAUUUUUUCGAGAAAUUUCCAUUUACAUAAGCUGCCUUCUUUCGUUGUGGUGGAGAGGAGAAGCCGUUGUAGGAGCUCGCCAACCUGCAGUAACUUACAGGCUGAUUUAGUGUAAGAAAUUUAAACUCGAGUUUCGACUGUGAGUGUUUAAUUGACGUUGUCGUUUAGUACACGUUUAUUCAUUUUAUAUGUAAUUAUACUUAAGCCUUUUUCCACCAAUCACAAUAACAAGUUAUACAACAGCCAGGCUGCCGCUUUUUCCGCGUCGCAGGUCCUAAAGCUCGCCGGUUUUCCUGCCACGGGGGGCGCAUUCUGAUUUCUGGCCAAAUGUUUCGGCAGCUGUUAGUUUUUGGAUUUUUUGACAUAAUGGAAAAGGUUCUGUUAGAGCAAGGUUAAUUUUUUUAAAACGCAAAGGACUGUUUACUUUUUUUCCAAGUCAAAGGAGCACCCACGGACUUUUUUGUUCAUUUCUUGGUACAUCCGGAUUCUCUGUGGCCUUGUUCUCUGUGUUUUUUUGACGGAUACAAGUGGAAAGACCAACGUUUAUCCGUCCAAUAUAUCACUCAGACUCUUGAACCUUUUAAAAAGCACUCGUCCAGUUGAGUGAUGGUCAUUAAUACAAUCCACUGGUUCAGGAAGGGCUUGCGGCUCCACGACAACCCGUCCCUCAAGGACUCUCUGCAGGGAGCGGACAGCGUCCGCUGCAUUUACAUCCUCGACCCGUGGUUCGCUGGAUCGUCCAACGUUGGGAUCAACAGGUGGAGGUUCCUACUGCAGAGUCUUGAAGACUUGGACUCCAGCCUCCGUAAGCUCAACUCUCGCCUCUUCGUGAUCCGUGGCCAACCCACUGAUGUUUUUCCCAGACUUUUCAAGGAGUGGAAUAUAACUCGUCUGUCUUAUGAGUACGACUCUGAACCUUUUGGCAAGGAGCGAGAUGCUGCCAUUAAAAAGUUGGCCUCUGAGGCUGGAGUGGAGGUGAUAGUUCGCACCUCCCACACCCUCUAUGACUUGGCCAAGAUCAUAGAGUUAAAUGGGGGUCAGUCUCCACUCACAUACAAGCGCUUCCAGACCCUCAUCAGUCGUAUGGAGGCGGUGGAGAUGCCGACAGAGUCCAUCACGGCGGAGGUCAUGGAAAAAUGCACGACUCCAUUGUCCGAUGACCACGAUGACAAGUUUGGAGUUCCUUCCCUGGAGGAGCUCGGUUUUGACACCGAGGGUCUGUCUUCAGCUGUGUGGCCUGGAGGAGAGAGUGAAGCCCUGACCAGACUGGAGAGGCAUUUGGAGAGAAAGGCGUGGGUCGCUAACUUUGAGCGUCCCAGAAUGAAUGCCAACUCUCUGCUGGCCAGUCCCACGGGUCUCAGUCCGUACCUGAGGUUUGGCUGCCUGUCCUGUCGCCUGUUUUACUUCAAACUCACCGAUCUCUACAGAAAGGUGAAGAAGAACAGCUCCCCUCCUCUCUCCCUCUACGGUCAGCUGUUGUGGCGUGAGUUCUUCUACACAGCCGCCACCAACAACCCCUGCUUCGAUAAGAUGGACAGCAACCCCAUCUGUGUUCAGAUCCCCUGGGACCGUAACCCUGAAGCCUUGGCUAAGUGGGCAGAGGGUCGGACCGGUUUCCCGUGGAUCGACGCCAUCAUGACCCAGCUGAGGCAGGAAGGUUGGAUCCACCACUUGGCCCGGCACGCUGUGGCCUGUUUCCUGACCAGAGGAGACCUUUGGAUCAGCUGGGAGGAGGGCAUGAAGGUGUUUGAGGAGCUGUUGCUGGACGCUGACUGGAGCGUGAACGCCGGCAGCUGGAUGUGGCUCUCCUGCAGCUCUUUCUUUCAGCAGUUCUUCCACUGCUACUGCCCUGUGGGCUUCGGCCGACGCACGGACCCCAAUGGAGACUACAUUCGACGUUACCUGCCUAUUCUGCGAGGUUUUCCGGCCAAGUACAUCUACGAUCCAUGGAACGCUCCAGAUAAUGUUCAGAAAGCCGCAAAGUGUGUGAUUGGACUCCAUUAUCCCAAACCCAUGGUUCAACACGCAGAGGCUUCUCGCCUGAACAUCGAGAGGAUGAAACAGAUCUACCAGCAGCUUUCCUGUUACAGAGGCCUGGGUCUUUUGGCCUCAGUUCCCUCCAACACUGGUGGAAACGGUAAUGGCACUGACACAACUGAAACGUCCUCGGAUGUGAUGGCGUACCACGGCGAGGCCAAGCGUGACGCCACAGCUACGACCAGUUAUCAGAUGCCUGGGCAGUCCCAAGCAAAUUGGCAGAGCGGCGCCAUGAUGUACCUGCAGGAGGCGCCACAAAGCAGCACCGUUGCACAUCAGCAGGGUUACGCCGGUACCAGUAGCAGUAGCAGUACUGGUAUGAUGUGUUACCCCCAAGGCACGCAGCGGAUUGCUGCCCCUGUCAUUCAAAAAGCUUCUGAUCAUCACACCUCCCUCAACAAACGACACAUCAAUGACUCUGGGAAUGGAAAAGGAUCCAAAAUCCAGAGACAAAGCACUAACUGAAGAAACAUGACGUAAACUCAACUGAGUUCAGAAGCUCAGACUGAUGUUUGUUUUUGUUUUUUUUGCGUCAAAGUUGCAUGAUCCCACCUGCAGGUGGAGCAAACCAGUGUUGGGUGAAGCCAUCCAGGAGUCAGAGUUUGACUUUGUGAUUUUUAAAUAUGGACUGCAGCACUCAGCUGGUCUGUGAGGUCAUGACCCUCCUGUACAUAACCAAUGGAUUUGCUCAUUUCUGCUCACAUACAAACUUGUACAUAUUUAAUUAUUGUAUGUGUGAUUUUUGUCUUUGUGUAGACCCGCUGCUCCUCCACCUCCCCUCCACUGACCCAUGAAUAUAUAUUUUUGAUAUGACGAAUCAUAUUGAAUACAAAUGUAAAGCAUUUUUAACGUCUGACACAGAGGUGACAAAUGUCUCAUUUCUGGUAACGGUCGUCUGUCGUCACCUCCCAAACAUUCUCCCAUUCCUAACUGUAUCUAUGGACAGACCUGUACUGAGUUUGUGAUAGCUGCCUCUUUCUGUUCCUCACCUCUGUAGCGGUGACCGGAGAUGGUCUUUAAGGAAGGGGAAAAAAAAAGGGUAACAAAGAAUAAAGCGUCCUUUUCACUUCAUGGUGUCCCCACAUGUGUAAUAACUUAAUAGACUGUACCACAGGGGGAGAGAACUGCUUCAUCUGCUUCCUGUUCAUUCUCAUUGUGCUUGUUUUAAUAAAACUGGGUUAAAUAAA
Molecule: messenger RNA, 3480 nt
Organism: Cynoglossus semilaevis (tongue sole)
Lineage: Eukaryota; Metazoa; Chordata; Actinopteri; Pleuronectiformes; Cynoglossidae
Product: cryptochrome-1-like
Exons: 14
Coding region: 863-2758 (631 amino acids)
Biological process (GO): entrainment of circadian clock by photoperiod; negative regulation of DNA-templated transcription; circadian regulation of gene expression
Cellular component (GO): nucleus; cytoplasm
Molecular function (GO): FAD binding; DNA binding
Source: RefSeq, a predicted model, not a curated record